Molecule: messenger RNA, 1359 nt
Organism: Aspergillus neoniger CBS 115656
Lineage: Eukaryota; Fungi; Ascomycota; Eurotiomycetes; Eurotiales; Aspergillaceae
Product: cinnamoyl-CoA reductase
Exons: 4
Coding region: 286-1359 (357 amino acids)
Source: RefSeq, a predicted model, not a curated record
AUUGCCUUGUCCACAACCAAAUCGCUCCCUGGUUGGUCUCAAGGUGGGGCUUACCCGCACAUCCAACAUGCUGGCCUCGAUAUAUACACAGUCUGUUCCGUAAUUCCGACCGCGCUUGAUUUCCAUUUACUUUACAAUGACUGGCCAAAUCAUCCUAUCCCACAUGCGAAGGCUGAGCCGUGUAUGGCCUCGAAACUUCUCGAUCGCAACUGUCCCUCCAGGAUUACACCCACUAUUGACCGCGAAAUCACACAAAUAUUCUAGCCAAACAUCUGUCUCUCAACCAUGACAACAUCGACCACCACCCCCCGCACUAUCGCUCUACUGGGCGCAACGGGCAACCAAGAGAGCGGAGUCGUCCGUGCCUUAUUACAGAAAAGCCCGCAUCACCCAGCCUCGUUCACCGUUCGUGCUGUGACACGGGAUCCCAGCUCCCCCCAAGCAGAACGACUUCGCGCCGUCUAUCCAGAAGAAGAAGUCUCUGGCCGACUACAGCUCGUGCCUGGCAACGUCUAUGACGUCACAAGCCUAGAGCGUGCCUUCGACGGGGUCUGGGGCGUGUUUGCAGUCAAAAAUAAUCGUCUCCUCGGGCAAAUGAUUGAAACCGAAGAGGACCUCGAGCAUGAGCUGGUAGCGGGAAGGAAUAUCGUGGCUGCCGCCAAAGUAUCUGGGGUGCGUCAUUUUGUGAUCAGCAGUCUACCCAAUCUGGCGGACGCGAGCAAGGGACAAUUUCAAAAGGUAUUCCAUUUCGACCAUAAAUAUCAAAUUGAGCAACUCGCAAAGAGCGAAUUGACUGCCGUGACGGCUUUGCGGCCUGGGCUGUUUUACACGAAUGUACAAUGGGUGCAAUACUGCCGGCGAAACGAAAACGGGAUCGUCCGUUUUUGUCCGCCGGUUCCCGGGAACAAAACCGCAGAUUGGACCGAUCCAAGAUAUGAUAUCGGCAUAUAUGCAGCUGGCACGUUGGACCCAAUACCACAAUCUACCCUCCUAACGGCCGCCGAAAAAAUAAAAGUGUUCUCUCUUGGGCCUGAAAAGACGGCCUCUAAAGUAUAUCCAGUGGUCAGCUCUAAGAUGCGCUUUGCUGAUCUUCCGGCCAUUUUUUCGACCGUGCGAUAUCAACCGGCAAUUUUCGAUCCUAUCAGUCCAGAUGAUUGGGGUGCCACAGUCGCAAGGACGGUUGGGAAGGGGUAUGAAGAGGACAUCAGGCAGAUGAUGGAAUGGAUUGCUGUUGCGCCAGAUGAGAAAAUUUGCUAUGGGACCAUGACCCCCCAGGAGGAUUGCUCCGGGGCGGAUCUUGGAGUGCGGGCUAGUACAUUCGAGGAGUGGUUGAGGAGGUCAGGAUGGCAAGGACUAUGA